Messenger RNA from Daldinia childiae, 3360 nucleotides. Its product is annotated as ISWI chromatin-remodeling complex ATPase ISW2. Gene Ontology annotation, molecular function: ATP binding; ATP-dependent chromatin remodeler activity; ATP hydrolysis activity. Gene Ontology annotation, biological process: regulation of transcription by RNA polymerase II; nucleosome organization. The record is from RefSeq and is a predicted model, not a curated record. The coding region runs from base 1 to 3360 and encodes 1119 amino acids. Gene Ontology annotation, cellular component: nucleus; chromatin. The transcript is spliced from 4 exons. Lineage: Eukaryota; Fungi; Ascomycota; Sordariomycetes; Xylariales; Hypoxylaceae.
AUGGCUCCGCCUCGCCCUCGGGCCAGUGCUGCCGAUACAGACGCGUCAAUGUCUGAUGCGCAAGAGCCUGUGUCUAAUCAUGCUGGGGAAAUGGAUGUUGAUGAAACACCAGAUCAGACUGACACAGAUACCAAUCCCAACACCACUGCAAGUAGUGUUGCCGGUGAUCAGAUUGCCGACGGGCGUAAGAAGCGCUCAGAAGUCAAUCAGCUUCGAAGAAGCAUAUUUGGCAAGAAACAUGACUUGUUAGGCGAGUCUAAGGAGGAUGACAGCAUCCGAAGAUUUCGUUACUUGUUAGGAUUGACCGACCUCUUCCGACAUUUCAUCGAAACAAACCCUAACCCCAAAAUCCGCGACAUUAUUCACGAGAUCGAUCGUCAGAACGAAGAAGCCGAUAAAAUAAAGAAGAAAGGUAUUCGUCAGGGUGGUGCAGAGACCGGUCGAGCCCGUCGUACAGAAGCUGAGGAAGAUGAAGAGCUACUGAAAGAUGAAAGACAAGGUGGAUCGGCAGAAACUGUGUUCCGUGAAUCGCCAGCUUUCAUUCAGGGCCUAAUGAGAGACUAUCAAAUUGCUGGGUUGAAUUGGCUCAUUUCUCUGCAUGAGAACGGAAUCUCGGGUAUUCUUGCGGACGAGAUGGGUUUGGGCAAGACACUCCAAACCAUUUCCUUCCUAGGAUACCUUCGUCAUAUCAUGGAUACCAAAGGUCCUCACCUGGUCAUAGUACCCAAGUCUACUCUCGAUAACUGGAAGCGCGAGUUCGCCAAAUGGACACCCGAAGUCAAUGUCCUGGUCUUACAAGGUGCUAAAGAAGAGCGACAUAACCUGAUUAACGAACGCUUAAUUGACGAGAAGUUUGAUGUCUGUAUCACGAGUUACGAGAUGAUUCUUCGUGAGAAAGCGCAUUUGAAGAAAUUCGCCUGGGAGUACAUUAUCAUCGACGAAGCCCAUCGCAUCAAGAACGAAGAGUCGUCUCUUUCCCAAGUCAUCCGUUUAUUCAACUCUCGAAACCGACUUCUUAUUACUGGAACGCCCCUUCAAAACAACCUUCACGAGCUUUGGGCGCUUCUAAACUUCUUGUUACCUGACGUCUUUGGUGACAGUGAAGCUUUUGACCAAUGGUUCUCCGGACAAGAUGCAGAUUCGGAAGUGGUAGUUGAGCAACUUCACAAGGUCCUACGGCCCUUCCUCCUACGUCGAGUUAAGGCGGAUGUCGAGAAAAGCUUGUUGCCGAAGAAGGAGAUCAAUCUCUAUCUCGGCAUGUCGGAAAUGCAAGUGAAAUGGUACCAGAAAAUCUUAGAAAAGGAUAUCGAUGCUGUCAAUGGCGCCGGUGGCAAGCGGGAAUCUAAGACUCGACUACUUAAUAUUGUCAUGCAGCUAAGAAAGUGUUGCAAUCAUCCCUAUCUUUUUGAGGGAGCUGAGCCUGGCCCGCCUUAUACGACCGACGAGCAUCUAGUAUACAAUUCGGGCAAGAUGGCUCUACUCGACAGGCUCUUGCGAAGACUACAGAAACAGGGCAGUCGCGUUCUUAUCUUCUCACAGAUGAGUCGUCUUUUAGAUAUUCUUGAGGACUACUGUGUAUUCCGUGAUUACAAGUACUGCCGAAUCGAUGGAGGUACUGCUCACGAAGAUCGUAUUGCAGCAAUCGAUGACUACAACAAACCGGACUCAGAGAAGUUCAUUUUCCUCCUCACGACUCGAGCUGGCGGUCUUGGAAUCAAUCUGACGAGUGCCGAUAUCGUUAUUCUCUAUGAUAGCGAUUGGAACCCCCAGGCUGAUCUGCAAGCUAUGGAUCGUGCCCACAGAAUUGGACAAACAAAGCAAGUAGUUGUUUACAGGUUUGUCACGGAGAACGCUAUUGAAGAGAAAGUUCUCGAGCGAGCAGCGCAGAAGCUCCGCCUUGACCAAUUGGUUAUUCAGCAAGGACGUGCUCAUCCUGGAGCCAAGGGUCCAGCAGCUAAAGAUGAGCUCCUCGAUAUGAUUCAGCAUGGUGCAGAGAAAGUUUUCCAGCAAAAGGGAGCUACGGGAAUAGCUGCUAAGGGUACAGAGCUUAACGACGAGGAUAUUGAUGAGAUCUUGACCAAGGGCGAGAACCGCACCAAAGAACUCAAUGCCAAGUAUGAGAAGCUUGGUAUUGAUGACCUACAGAAAUUCUCUUCGGAGUCAGCCUAUGAAUGGAAUGGCGAAGUGUUCGGGAAGAAGAAGGACAUUGGCGUGAAUUGGAUCAACCCCGCAAAGCGGGAACGCAAGGAGCAAUCCUAUUCCGUCGAUAAGUUCUACAGGCAGGCCAUCUAUGGUACUAGCAAGGCAGAAGCUAAGCCUAAAGCUCCCCGAGCGCCAAAGCAGGUCGCAGUCCAUGAUUACCAGUUCUACCCCCCACGACUCCGUGACCUCCAGGAUCGAGAAACCGCGUUUUAUCGUAAAGAAAUUGGGUACAAGGUCCCCUUACCUGACGGCGACGAAGAUAAUCUAUCGGAACGAGAAGCUGAACGUGCCUUGGAUCAACAGGAGAUUGAUAACGCUACUGCCCUCACUGAGGAGGAACAGGAAGAGAAGCAGACACUAUCGCUUCAAGGUUUCGGCGAAUGGAACAAGCGUGACUUCCAACAGUUUAUCAAUGGCUCUGGCCGCUACGGACGCCAUGACUAUGAACGAAUUGCGGAAGAAGUUGACAGCAAGACUGCCCCUGAAGUUAAGGCUUACGCCAAGGUCUUCUGGCAACGAUAUACCGAAAUCGCGGAUUAUAACAAGUACUUGCAGGUGAUCGAAUCUGGAGAGGAGCGUAUGCGCAAGACGGAGCAUCAGCGCAAGAUGCUUAGGAAGAAGAUGCAAUUAUAUCGAGUUCCACUCCAGCAGAUGAAGAUUAAUUAUUCCGUGUCUACGACGAACAAGAAGGUCUACACCGAGGAAGAGGACAGAUUCCUUCUAGUGAUGCUGGAUCGAUAUGGUAUCGAUUCUGAGGGUAUCUAUGAGCGAAUUCGAGAUGAGAUUAGAGAAAGUCCUCUGUUCCGAUUCGAUUGGUUCUUUCUUAGCAGGACGCCUAUCGAGAUCAGCCGCCGUUGUACUACACUGCUCACUACGAUUGUGAAGGAGUUCGAGGAUGCACACCCGAUCAAGACAAAUGGGGCCAACGGCAAGGGAAAGAGAGAGCCCGAUGACGAGGAGAAUGAUGAGGACAGCAUCCUUGGAAUGGCCCCCGCCAAGAAGAAGUCAAAGACCGGUGUCAAGAACAAAGCCCUCGACAACGUUAAAGGCGGCGGCAGUAAGACUACUUCUGCUACGCCAUCCACUCGCGCGUCCAGUGUGGCUUCUACCAACUCAACACCCGCGGCCAAGUCCAAGGCCAAGGGAAAGAAGAAGUAA